GCACUAUCCCGAGCUGCAGGCUGGUCAGUUGCCCUCUGCCGACCCGUAGCUCCAAUUUUCAUCCGGAAACUAACCACACUCCCACAGCAAUAUCUUCCUCAAACUAGAAAACCUCCAACCUUCGGGCUCCUUCAAGUCCCGCGGCAUAGGCAACAUGAUGCACCGUGCCAUGCUCGCCGCCCCCACGAACAAAGUGCACUUCUACUGCUCCUCAGGCGGUAAUGCGGGCCUCGCCUGCGCCACAUCGGCCGUGGCCCUCGAUCAGCCCUGCACCAUCGUUGUCCCCAUGUCGACCUCGGCGCACAUGGUGGCCAAGCUCCGACUCCUUGGUGCGGGAGUGCACCAGGUGGGGGCGCAUUGGGCGGAAGCCGAUGCACAUCUACGGGAGAACCUGUUGGCUGCGGAUCCGACGGGCGUGUACGUGCCCCCGUUCGACCACCCGCAUAUCUGGGAGGGGGCGAGCAACAUUGUCAAGGAGCUGGUGCAUCAGAUGAAGCCGUUUGGGAUCAAGCUGGAUGGGAUUGUGUGUAACUGCGGCGGCGGCGGCUUGCUGAACGGGAUUAUGGAGGGCGUGGAUAGCCAAGCCUGGUCGGUCAAGCCGCAAGUCCUGGCCGUGGAGACGGUCGGGGCUGAUAGUUUGGCCGCCAGCAUCAGGGCGGGCAAGCUUGUGACAUUAGAUAAGAUCACGAGCAUAGCGACUAGCUUGGGCGCGCCGUCGGUGGCGAGGCAGACCUUCGAGUGGAGCAUGGAGAAGCACUUUGUUAAUACGACGGUAACGGAUGCCGAGGCGGUUAUGGGCUCGGUGAGGUUGGCUGAUGAUGCGCGGAUGUUGGUCGAGGUGGCUUGUGGUGCCACGAUUGCGGUUUUAUUCAAUGGCGAGCUUAGGAGGAAGUUGGGGAAGACAUUGAGUGACGAGGAGUGGAGUAAGAAGAAUGUGGUUGUCAUUGUUUGCGGGGGCUCGAAUAUCACGCUGGAGAUGCUUAGGGCAUAUCAGGAGAAGUAUGGGGUAUCUUGAUUUUCUGCUUUGGUACCUUAAGAAAUAGUGUAAAAUCAACGGGCAGUACUCUAUGCU
Pseudomassariella vexata is the source of this 1072-nucleotide messenger RNA. Its product is annotated as tryptophan synthase beta subunit-like PLP-dependent enzyme. The record is from RefSeq and is a predicted model, not a curated record. Bases 155 to 1015 code for a protein of 286 amino acids. Gene Ontology annotation, molecular function: threonine deaminase activity; L-serine ammonia-lyase activity. The transcript has a single exon. Gene Ontology annotation, biological process: L-serine catabolic process; L-threonine catabolic process. Lineage: Eukaryota; Fungi; Ascomycota; Sordariomycetes; Amphisphaeriales; Pseudomassariaceae.